AGGCGCUGGAGCUCAUCUCUACUGCAGCCAAUCACUCCAAUGCUGCAAUCAGGAAAAUGGAGAAGAUGCACAAGCUCCUGGAGGUUUACGAGCGGCUCGGUGGAGAGGAGGACAUAGUUAACCCCGCCAAUGAGCUUAUUAAAGAAGGGCUUAUCAAGAAAAUGUCAGCCAAAAAUGGAACAGCACAAGACCGUUACCUCUACUUGUUCAACAAUAUGGUGCUAUACUGCGUGCCUAAACUCAGACUGAUGGGGCAGAAGUUCAGUGUCAGAGAGAGGAUUGACAUCGCUGGCAUGGAGGUGCAGGAGAACGUGAAGCAGAACCUUCCUCACACGUUUGCCAUCAUCGGUAAACAGCGUUCACUCGAGCUGCAGGCCAGGACAGCAGAGGAGAAAGAAGACUGGAUUCAGGUGAUCAAGGCCACUAUUGAACGACACAAACAAAACAGCGAAACGUUCAACAAAGCGUUCAACAGCUCCUUCUCCCGUGAAGAUGACCACGUGCCGGAGUCACCGGGUCCCUGGUUUAACACUUCAAUUGACUCGGAUGGUGAAAGACUACACGAAAGGAAGAGUUCCAGGAAGAAGGACAAGGAGAAACAAACAUGCAAAGGCUGCAAUGAAAGCUUCAAUUUCACCAAGCGCAAGCAUCACUGCAAGUCCUGCGGAGCGGCCAUCUGUGCCAAGUGUUCGAGGACCUUGGACAAUAAGACGAGCAUUCGAGUGUGCCCCGAGUGUUAUGAAGCCAGCCUCAGCCUGGAGAGUCUGUGUGGUGGCGAACAGAAGAGGAAACCUGCAGCUGCUGAGCUUAAGGAGGGUCAGCUGUGUGCUGACAUGACAGUCUGGCAGCUUCAGGUGUCUUAA
This is a messenger RNA of Nematolebias whitei (Rio pearlfish), 863 nucleotides long. RefSeq names its product FYVE, RhoGEF and PH domain-containing protein 3. Gene Ontology annotation, cellular component: cytoplasm. Gene Ontology annotation, biological process: cytoskeleton organization; filopodium assembly. Gene Ontology annotation, molecular function: metal ion binding. The record is from RefSeq and is a predicted model, not a curated record. Lineage: Eukaryota; Metazoa; Chordata; Actinopteri; Cyprinodontiformes; Rivulidae.